GUGUUUACACUACAAUGACAAAUGGUACGAUCCGAUUAUGAAUUGUAUAGAUACAUGAAGGACUGGCAACAACUGGAGGAAUAUAGAUGCCAUUCUAGGUAAAGGAGGAGAGAGAGGAAAGUGUAGUUUGUGAAUGAAAGUGAUAUGGUUGAUGAAUCUGAUUGGCUAGGCCAUGUUGUUGUACCAUCUUUUUCGAGCGAAAUAACUGCAUAUAUCUCGGAGAAAUCGUAUCCAGAGAAAGUUGCGUAUUACAUGUGUGUACAUAUAUAUAGUACGUAUACUUUCCAUUGACGCACAGCGUCUAUCUUAUCUGUCAAAAGUGACAGAUCCAAAACCGGAUCGAAAUCACAACCGAUACGAUUAGAUACGUAAAAUUCGUGCGACACGAUGGCUCACUGGUUUCAUCGCAAUGUGCUAAAAGCGACAACGAAUCAAAAAUUCGAGUUGAAAGUCUCGAAUUCUACAGAUGCUACCAAGAAGCUCUGCAGUGAUUUAAAGCUGUCAAGAGCCAGACUUUUAGAUUUGAUUAAAAAUGCAAAUAAUACCAGUGAUACAAUAGAACCUGCAUUUCUUAGUUAUCUGAGUUUGUUGUAUGGUUUUUUAUGGGAAGUUAAACCAUCCGAGGAAGAAGCACAACAUGUUGGCAGACCCAAUCCCAGCAAACUCAGAAAUGUUUUGGUAUUUAAGUGGACUCAAACAUUACUUGGUGGAAGCACAUUCUCUAGUGCUGAUUCUGUUUAUGAAGCAGCUAACAUGAGUGUCAAUAUAGGCCUUUGGUUUAUGAAACAUGCAGCUAUGAUUGCAGCAAAAGACGACAUUACAAUGAAUGAAGCUAAAGAAGUACACAGCAUGUUAAGACGAGCUGCUGGAAUAUUUACUUUUGUACAGACUGAGUUUUUGCCACAAUUGGCUAAUCCACCUCCAUUGGCAAGUGACUUGGAUCCCCGUGUAUUAAAUGCAUAUGUUAAUCAAUGUACAGCAGAAGCACAAGAAGUGACAGUGGCUAGAGCGGUAGAACUCAAGCACAAUUCUAGCUUGAUAACAGCUUUAGCCAAUGAGACUAGCAAAUUGUUUUUGGAUGCUGCUAACACUCUUCGUCCAUUCAAAUCAGAAAUAUCUGCCCAAUGGAUAAAAUACUUGGAGUUAAAAGCAGCAUUUUAUCAGUCUUAUGCUUAUAACUAUUGUGGUGAAAAUUUAUUAGCAAUGGAUAAAUGCGGUGAAGCGAUACGAGCGAUGCAAGAAAGCGAUUCAUGUUUACAGAAAGCGAAAGCAUUAUGUCAAGAAUAUGGGAAAACACAUGGACCUGCGCCUCGAGUUAAACCAGACCAACAUGCUGUAUUUAAGCGCCUAGCACCCAUAGUAAAACUCACUCUCGAUAAAUGUAACCGAGAGAACGGUUUAAUAUAUCAUCAGACAGUACCGGGAGAAGUUCCACCUUUGGACACAAAAGCUACUUAUGGCUUAGUCAGCCCAAUCGAUUUCCAAAUGCCAUCACCAAACUCCAUUUGGAACUUGGGAACAUACAAAGUAUUAGCUGGUAUAGGAGCAGCAAAAACAGAAAAAGAACAGACUCUGCCACCUGUUAAAGAGGAAGCAAUUCAUCAAAGUAGUAAGGAGCCAAAGAAUGAAAGCGGUUGCAUUUUACAAUAAGAAUCUUGUAAUAAUUUGAUUUGCAAAUGCUUUUUUUAGUCACAGUGAUAUUAAUUGCAAUAGACGUGUGGACACAAUAUAUAAGUUAGAUGACUUAUAUAUGUGUCACACACAAGUACAAAUUAUGAAUAUUAUGAAACAAAGCAUUAAUUAUUUAAUUAUUACAUAAA
Messenger RNA from Nylanderia fulva, 1820 nucleotides. RefSeq names its product BRO1 domain-containing protein BROX. Lineage: Eukaryota; Metazoa; Arthropoda; Insecta; Hymenoptera; Formicidae. The record is from RefSeq and is a predicted model, not a curated record.